ACAGCCCUCCCUCAUUCCCAAUCUUCACACUGUCUCAUCUUCGUUUUCCCUUCUCUCUGUAAAUUCCCCUUGGCUCUCAAGAGCCCCAAAGUUUGUAAUUUUCUCCUUCUCUUUCGUUGCAAGAGCUCCAAAAGCUCGAAUUUUUGGAUCUGAUUUUGUUAGAUUUUAUAUGGGUGUUAAAGUUCUCAGUCCCCAGAAUUGCCUCAAAGACUCUGUCUCACCUCAAGUACUGAUGAAUUCCAAUCGAAGCCCUAACCCUAAUCGGGUCAGAACCUCCCCACAAGCCGACCGGACUAAGCGAAGGCCGACCAGGCCCAACAACCACCCAACCCCGCAGGUCCAGAAACCCGCUGCCCCCAAGAAUGUCGUGAUGGGCCAGGUCAAAAUACUAAAACGCGGCGAGGAAAUCCCCAAAGCGGCCCCGAUUCAGCCACCACCGAAGCAGAAUCUCCAUCCCCAAGUUCCGGAUCUCGGAUCCACCAGCCGGAUGGGUCCUGACCCGAAGAUGGUACCGAUUCCUCCGAAGCAGACCAAGUUCCCGGAGCCGAACUGGGCUUCCGGGUUCUACGCCGGGUCGUCGUCGUGCAUAGCUGCGCCUCCCCCGAGUUCCCUACCUCUGCCGUCGUUCUUCGCAAAGAAGAGCGCCCCUUCAAGCACCGAUGAAGCUGCAAGCGUGCUGCUUAAACUUCUGCGGCUCAAUUUGUCGUAGAAGGGUCGCCGGUCCAUGGCGGACCAAGCAUGUGCAGCAGUGUAGAGACCGCGUUUGGCUAAUGUUCGUGUUGUGUGAUUAUCGCCCUUCCCCUUAUUUUUUCGUGGGAAGAGAGAUGGAUGAGGUCACAAUUCGACCUAACGCUUUUUCUUCUUUUUAGAUUAAUUUAUGGGUUAGGGAUUUUAAUUAUGUGCAGCAGUAGUUGGUAACUUGGGUUGGCUCCAAUUUUUAGCAUUUUGUUUUCAAUUAAAUUAGGGUUGGGUUGCUUUUAUUUUUGUGUCGUACUAUUUAAGGUUGAGAGGUAUAGUUUUUUAGGAGCUGUUUCUGUUAAAUAAGGGUAUAUUUUGUGUACAUGUAUCCACAAGUUUUUACGAUGUAGUUGCAAGCAAUUUGUUAAGUCUAAUUUGGUUUUUAAUUCCAUUGGUGUUUUGUC
Prunus persica (peach) is the source of this 1142-nucleotide messenger RNA. RefSeq lists its product as uncharacterized. The transcript has a single exon. NCBI's taxonomy places the organism in Eukaryota, Viridiplantae, Streptophyta, Magnoliopsida, Rosales, Rosaceae. Bases 170 to 709 code for a protein of 179 amino acids. The record is from RefSeq and is a predicted model, not a curated record.